Molecule: messenger RNA, 4635 nt
Organism: Pomacea canaliculata
Lineage: Eukaryota; Metazoa; Mollusca; Gastropoda; Architaenioglossa; Ampullariidae
Product: sec1 family domain-containing protein 1-like
Exons: 1
Coding region: 54-1955 (633 amino acids)
Biological process (GO): intracellular protein transport; endoplasmic reticulum to Golgi vesicle-mediated transport
Cellular component (GO): Golgi membrane; cytosol
Molecular function (GO): syntaxin binding
Source: RefSeq, a predicted model, not a curated record
UCUCCCUUCAGGGUAAGCAGGAAGUGCCACGUUAAGUUUUAUCACUUGCGAAAAUGGCGUCAAGUCUGAGGGAAAAGCAGGUGACAGCCUUGAAACGCAUGCUGAACUUUAAUGUACCGUUUACAAAAGCGACUGUUGCUGAACCGCAGUGGAAGAUACUCGUGUACGACCGGUGUGGGCAAGAUAUUAUCUCACCACUACUCACUGUGAAGGAACUGCGAGACUUGGGUGUAACGCUUCAUCUUAAUCUCCAUACAGACAGAGAUCCUAUACCUGAUGUUCCAGUUAUUUAUUUCGUAAUGCCUACGGACGACAACAUUCAACGUAUUUGUCGAGACUUUCAGAACGGUUUGUAUGAGUCAUACUAUCUUAAUUUCAUAUCUGCUGUGUCCAGGCAAAAACUUGAGGAUAUAGCUAGUGCUGCAGUUCAAAGUGGCACCGUUCAUCAAGUGUCGAAGGUUGUUGACCAGUAUUUGAACUUUAUCUCUUUGGAAGACGAUCUCUUUACUCUUCGUCACCAAGACAGGGAAGCGAUAUCAUACUAUGCGAUCAAUCGGGGUGAUGUGAAAGAUUCCGAGAUGGAAGCGAUCAUGGAUGUCAUUGUUGACAGUUUGUUUUCUGUGUUUGUUACUAUGGGUACUGUACCCAUCAUAAGAUGUCCAAGAGGUAACGCGGCAGAAAUGGUUUCAGAAAAACUUGAUAAGAAGCUGCGUGAUAAUUUGCGUGAUGCUCGCAAUAGCCUUUUUGCAUCAGAUGCUGUGCCUGGUCAGUUUAGUUUUCAAAGACCACUACUAGUGGUACUGGAUAGAAACCAGGAUCUAGCCACAAUGCUGCAUCAUACUUGGACCUAUCAAGCCCUUGCUCAUGAUGUCCUGGAUCUGCGUUUAAACAGAGUUGAGAUUGAAGAGGUGAUCGAUGAAGGCAUCCACUCACCCUCCCGUAAGCCUCGCACAAAAAAGAAGGCAUAUGAUAUGAAUACCAAAGACAAAUUUUGGAUGGCACAGAAAGGCAGCCCAUUUCCAACUGUUGCUGAAGCAGUACAGGAAGAGCUGGAUGCUUAUCGUACAGAAGAGGAUGAAGUAAAGAAGUUGAAAGCUGCUAUGGGUUUGGAAGGAGAAGAUGUAUCAGCCAUCAGCAUGCUUUCUGACAGCACUGCCAAACUCACAUCCGCUGUCAGUUCGCUUCCAGAGCUUUUAGAGAGAAAGCGACUGAUUGACAUGCACACCAACAUUGCUACAGCCCUCCUGGAACAGAUUAAGCAGCGGAAACUAGACACUUACUUUGAAACAGAAGAGCGCAUGAUGAGCAAGUCAACUCUUAGCCAGUCUUUGAUGGAUAUCAUUUCAGAUCCAGAGGCUGGCAAGCCAGAGGAUAAGGUGCGCCUCUUUAUCAUUGCACUGAUCUGUGGACCACCAAUGUCAGAAGCAGAAAUUGAUCAGUAUUGUGUUGCUUUGCAGGCUAGCAAUUGUGACCUAACACCUGUGCAGUAUGUUCGAAGGUGGAAGUCAUACAGCAAGAUCACUGCCACCCCUAGCCUGUAUACUGGUGGGAGUAUCAGCACAACAGGCAUGUUCACUAAUCUUUUGUCCAAGGGCAGCAGCUUUGUCAUGGAAGGUGUUAAGAAUCUUGUUGUCAAGCGUCAUAAUCUACCAGCCACACGCAUAGUUGAUGCCCUUAUGGAGCUUAAGUCUCUUCAGGAUGUUGAGGACUAUCGUUACUUUGACCCCAAGAUGUUGCGUGCAGACAGCGCCAACGUUCCACGGAACAAGUCCCCGUUUCAGGAGGCAUAUGUCUUCAUGGUUGGAGGAGGUAACUACAUUGAAUAUCAGAAUCUUGUGGAUUAUGCUCGCUCCAAGGCGGCUGUGGCACAGAAAAAAAUUAUAUAUGGUUGUAGUGACUUAGUCUAUGCAACAAUGUUUCUAAAACAGUUGGCACAACUAGGAAAGGAAAUAUGAACAAAUAAUAUAAUAAAUGUUAUGCCCUGGACUUGUUUAUCAUCAUGCUCAACAGAUAUGAUAUUCUUGCUGUUUUCGUUUGAGGAUGAUUAUUUCUGCAUUAGUGCAUCUGUGUGGUGUAAGUAAUGUGGGUAUAACUAUUGAACAGUAGAUAAUGCCACACACUAUUACUGCGGUUGUCACUAGAGCAUAUGUCUUCAGUAAAAUGUGAAAUGAAGUUGCCAAGGUAUGGUCAUGAUUCUUUGUUUUCUUGCAGUUGUCGCCUUUUUAAUUGAAAAAUGGCAUGCUUAUUGCUGUGGUGUAAAUUUACUCAACUCGCAGAUGGAGUAGUUCAUUAUCAUUCUAAAUAUUGUUUUUUUUUAUAAUUUUGUAUUUAUUGCAAGUAAAAAAGCUUUAGUUAGAUAAUUUAAAAUUCACAGACAUGUUGGGCGGUAAUUUGAAUGCUGGGUUGUAAUGUUGCGCAUUUACUUGUUUGGAUUUUUUAAUUUAUAAUCAAUGGGUCUUUGGAAUAGAUAAAAUCUGGGUGCACAGCUGGAGAGCAUGAAUAAAUGGGUAAAUAUUAUUAAGCAGUGCCAAAAAGUUUUGCAAACAAAGGGCCAACAUGCUAACAGUAGUAAAACACUGGCUGUUGACUUUAUAAUGAAAAUUAUGUGUCCCUGGGUUCAGGAGACCCAUCAUUAUGACUAUGUGUAUCACUAUGUGUUCACGGAGCUGGUCAUUUAGGUCCUCCCUCCCCCUCAAGUACUUUGGUUUUCAAUUCCUUUAUCAUUCUCCUCUUCGUAGAGCAAAAUCACAGGUGGUAGCACUUUCAGUUUGAAUAACCAGCCAAAGGAAGGGGGGGGGGGAAGUUUUAGUAUCUAACUAAAUGAACUUCUUUCUUAUCUCAAAGAAGUUUCAUAGUUAUUAAAAAUAAUCUGUUAAAAUUUUUGUCACCUUAUCUUUAAUUCUACUUUCCAUAGCAGAAUGCUAUUGCGGUUACUAUGGUUUACAUUGUAUAAAAUGUAUGUACAAGAUAAGGACAAAAAAAAAAAAGAAAAGAAAAGAUGAUGACAACCAUUAAAGGAUUACAUUUUUUUUAUUCGUAGUAAUGGAAUGAGUCUUAGAGGUGGGAGUGUCAGUUUCUAGAAUUGUAUGGGGUGUCUUUGACGUUAAGGCAUCUUCCAUGUAUAUUCUAUAUAUAUAUAUGUGCAUGUCCAAGUGUGUGUGUGUAUUUUUUAUGAGGCAUGUCUUUCAGAUGCAUUUGUAAAUGUUAAUUUAUGUAACUUUUUAAAAAAAGAAAAUAAAUUGUCCUUAUUCUGAUGUGAAUAUUUGACAGUGUUGUGUCCAAGUUUUAAUAAUUUUGUCUCCAGUUUUUUUGACAAGUUUUGAGUGAAAGUAUUGAAAUUUGGUUGAGUUUAUUUGAUAAAUUUGUUUGGGGCCUGUCAUCAGAGUACAAACGGCAAAUUCCCUGCUUCAUAAUUUUCUUUCUAUUAUUACUUUGAAUCCAUGCAUCUUUAGAUAUUUAGAAAUAUUUUUACUAAAAGUGUUAGUUGAGGUGGUUAUUUGGCAGAGCAAACGUCACCACAUUAUACUAAAAUAACCAUAAAACCUGUCAUUAUUGCUAUUAUCUGGAAUUUCUUGGGCAUUUUGUGAAUUUAAUUUUUUUAAUAACUAGCUGCAGGUUCUCAGUCUAGUAUUAGAUGUUGAUAACAAAAUUAUUAAAUUGUAAAAUGUGAGGUAUAUGUAGUUAGUCUAAUUUGGUCUUCAGGUCUGUAUGGUUGUCUUGAUAUAAAUCUGAGGGAAAUGCUGUUAGAUUUCACCAUUCAUCCAGGUUUUUAGUGGUGAUGCAAUUAACAUACUGAAUUUGAUGUGUAACAAUAUUGCUUAGUGUUGUGUUGGCAUGCAAAGCUUAAUUUUUGUAACAGAAAGGAUUUUGAGUCCAUCAGAGAGACAUCCAAUUUUCUAAAUGCUAUUAAAGUUUACUGCACAGAAUGUAAAUUUGAAUAUUUUAGGAUGUAGUCUAACAGUUAUAGAGCUAAUGGUUUUAGGGCCUCUGAUCAGUGAGCCCUCCUUUGAUGGUUUUGGUCAGUGAACCAUGACCCAGAUAGCUGUAUCCUAUAUGCCAGGUUUUUAGUGGCAGCACAUUAGGCAUAAAUACAAAAUACUUGGCUGCUGUAUCUGAACACUGGUGAAUUAUAAAGACUUUUUACCUAUUGUGCUUGACAAUAUUCCUUGCACAUCCCAGUAGUAUCUCACUGAGCUUUAUGUUGCUGUUUAAUCUUUAAAGGGAGUUGUUAUGUAGGUUAGUAACCACUUUCAUUAUGUAAUGUGAUAAGCCUUGAAAUGUGUGAAAAGUGUUAAAUUUGAAUCCACCUGAGAAUGUGUCAGAAUUUCAUUAUCUGCAGUGUUGGCCAUAUACUUUUUGUGAAAGCAAGGGCUUUUUUAAGCAAUAUGCAUUCCUUGAGAUAUCUACAUGCCCAACAUGUUAGGUUUGGGUUUUUUAUGAGUUAUUUUGCCUGCUUUGCUUUAAGUUGAAGCUACCAGGUGGAUUUCUAGAUGAGCAUGAGUGAUUUCUUGUAAUAUUAAGAAAACUUCAGACUUUGCCUAUAAGUGUAUUGUUUGUGAACAACUAUGACAAUUGGAUAUAAUGUGCAUUGAUGUUAAUGAUUAUCUAUUUCUUGAAUAAAAUAUCCACAAAAUA